This is a messenger RNA of Trichomonas vaginalis G3, 509 nucleotides long. RefSeq names its product MULE transposase domain-containing protein. The annotation marks the transcript as partial. Lineage: Eukaryota; Parabasalia; Trichomonadida; Trichomonadidae. The record is from RefSeq and is a predicted model, not a curated record. The transcript has a single exon.
AUGGAAUUAGAAGAAGAAACUAUCUUUACUGUUAUGGAUCUUUGUAAAUUUGGAGUUAAACAAGAAAUACAAGCACAGUAUGGAUAUGGUGAACGUGUCAGGAAAGAAAGAUCUCAGAUUUCAUUCCACUGCAAAUAUCCAAAAUGUCCUGCACAUUUUAAUGUUGCAAUCUUGGAUCAAAAUAAAUACAAACUAAUCAAAAUAGUUGAAGAACAUGAUCAUUCCGCCCCAAAUGACAAAAGUCAAUAUUCGUCUGUCUUUUAUCGCAAAUAUUUAGAACAUUACUUCCAAACAGAUGACAAUCAAAGAGCGAUAGCACAGCUAAAUGCAUUCAAAGAUCUUGAAAUUCCUCUUACAGGUCCGUCCAUUCCAGAGAUGUACGCUCAAAAACCACGUGCAAUCAAACGAUUUGCAGAGAGAAUACAUGCUCUUCAAACUAGAUAUUCUCCUGACGAUGUUGUGUCAUUGCAAAUCUUUGUUCAGACAGUACAAGAAGAAUCUCCAGAUGA